GAUUUGUUGGUGAUUACUCAGUUGCUCCGAAAAACGGACUAUUCACUGGAAAAUACUCCUGUAAAGCGCAAAGUGAAAAUAAUUCCAAAGAAAUGUGCCAAAGGAUGUCAGAGUACAUCAGUGACUAAUCCAGAAUUGAGUUUUCAUAUAAUCCCUCCAUCAAAUCUCAAAUAUUCUCUCACAACAUCAGAUAACCUCCAAAGUGCAAUUGAAGUUGAUAUACGGGAAAGGUGGAUUCAACUAUUGAAGCCCGAAAAUAUUGUGAAGGAUUCACGAGUGUGUAGUUUACAUUUCUCACUCGAUGAUUUUGUGUUCCCAGAGUUUUUUGAGGAGUGCGGGAUGAGACGACGUCGAUUGAAAAAAUAUGCUGUCCCGACUCAACAUCUAUCAGCGUGUGAUGCACGGGAUAGGCAAGCUCAAAGCCACUUGGAGGAGGCGAUCGAAUAAUCCUCUCUGAGAGGUAGCACAUCACCAUUCCGAUGAAUUGCAACCUUAGGAGACAAUAUGGAUAUAACGCUACUCGCACAAGAACCCGUAUCUCCUGAAACACAUGGAAGUACGUCAAAAUUCAAGGUCAAAGAAACCUAUGGAGGAAAGGAUGCCAUCAAAUGUAACUUGUAUUCGUUAUUCGACGCAGUUGAUGAGGCUCUCUGUGAUAAUGACAUUUGUCGUUAAGUAUUAUCUCCACAAGGGCCAUUAGAAGGAACAAUAUCUGACCAUCUCUCCGCAAAUAAAGAAAAACAGAAUAUUGAUGCGAGUGUCCAAGUGUCAGAGGAGGAUUUAGCACUAGUCUCGGAAAAAAAGCCCAUUGAAGUCGGUAUUCAGGUUACAUCUGGAGACUUUUACGAGCCAUUCAGCACAAGAAUCGGAACAGAUCAUGAAUUAUCUGUUCUUUGUGGGAUUAGAAAUCAUGUGAUUCUUCAUAAUUUAGUGGAACUAAUUAUGAGGUAUUAUCCCGAAAAAAGACAACAUAAAAUGUCCUUAAAAGAACGAAUUGUACUAACGACGAUGAAAUUGAAAAAUGACUUAACGUUUUCCUUCCUUGCGAUAAUAUUCCGAUGUGUGGCUGAAUCAACGUGUCUAGCUAUUUUCUUAGACAAUUUCCAAAAACUGUCGAGUAUUUUACGAUGUGUAAUUCAAUGGGUCCCUAAAGAAGAAAUUGCUCGAAAUAUGCCUCUCACUUUCGAGAAUUUUCAAAACACAGUGUACGUAGUGGAUUGUACUGAAUUUAAAAUUCAAAAACCUAAAUGUCUAGCAUGUCGUCUGAAAAUUUAUUCUCAAUAUAGAAGUAAUUUCACUGCAAAAUUUAUGACAGCGGUCAGUCCUGCAGGACUUUUAAUAUAUUUGAGUGAAGGAUACGAAGGACGAUCUACAAAUAGUGCAAUCUUCGAAGCUAGUAAUAUUAUUAGUAAAUUACAACCAGGCGAUGCUGUUAUGGCUGAUAAAGGAUUUCGAAUUGAACAUUUAUGCGAUAAAUUUGGGAUACAACUAUACAGACCAGCUUUUCUCGAAAAGAAGAAGCAGUUUUCCACAGAAGAAGUAGUAUUAAACCGCAACAUUGCCGCUGCACAUGUGCACGUGGAACGAAUGAAUCAAAGAAUUGAAAUUUUCGACGUGCUGCGGAAUGAAUUGUCCUGGAAUCUUGUCAAUUAUGUGAACGACAUUGUAAUUGUAUGCUCAGGCCUUGCAAAUUUAGGUACGCCUAUUUUUGCUGAUGAUAAGUUUAUGUAAAUGAUUGUGUUGGUUGAGUGACAUGUAUUUAAUAAAAGACACUCUAGUAACCAUCA
Diachasma alloeum is the source of this 1787-nucleotide messenger RNA. RefSeq lists its product as uncharacterized. NCBI's taxonomy places the organism in Eukaryota, Metazoa, Arthropoda, Insecta, Hymenoptera, Braconidae. The record is from RefSeq and is a predicted model, not a curated record.